GAUGACAAGAUUUCUAGAAAUGCAAGUCCUCAGCAAUCAUUUCAAAAGAAAACUCAUGAAACUUUAAAUAUUGAAGAUCAUAAAGCAUUGAUAAGUCCAGACAAUUCAUAUGUGAACUAUCAGGAAGAACAUGGGAUAGGAAGUAUCCAAGGUGAAGGACAAUUAGCAGACUAUGAAGAUGAAGUGGCAGAGGAAGAAGAAAGUGAGGAAGAGGAGGAGGAAUUCAAUCAAGAUGACCAGGAUGAUAUAGAUGGGGAGGAAGAAUCAGAAUAUGUAGAUACAGAGGAUGAAGAAGAAAGUCAAGAUGAAGAUGUUGAAAAUAUGAAAGAAAAAGAAAGUUUGAAUAAUCAACAGAAUUUCUCCCUUCAUACAACUAAAUAUGAUAGAAAUGAAGCUAAAUGUAAAAUAAGUAAAGAAAAGCAAGGAACCAACAUUCCCACAGAAUUUCCUGUGUCAGUUGUAGCUGAUAUUUGUGGAGACUUAAGUGCAAAUGUAUAUGCUACUUUUCUCAAGGAAAAAUUAAUAGGCACAGAAGAGGAAGAAAAGAAAGAUGGUGCAUCAUUUGAUAAUGGAACUAGAGAACAAAUUCAUCAUGAAACUCCAAAUAUUCUGAGUGAACUUCAAGCUCCCAGUACAUCACAGAAGUGUGCUGUUAGGAGAGAUAUGAUGUCAGCAUUAGGAUUGGAAGAUGAGGAAGAUUCAGAAUCACCCUGGGAUUCAGAGUGUGCCUCUGAAAGUCUCCCCAAAGAAUCUAUAAGACAUGUAUCUGCAGCCACGAAUCAAGCAAUGAAAGAAAAUAUUUCAAGGGGAUCACUUGAAGAUUAUCCUGAGAAAUAUCCUAAUUUGCAGCCUACUCAACCUACUCUUAUAAUGAAAGAUUCUUUCACAAACCAAGAAACAGAAAAAGGAGUUAUGGAAAAACAAAAAUCAGAUUUACUAGAAGAAUUUGGUUUAGAUGAUGCAGAUGACCUUGAUGAUGUUUCCAAUUGGGAUUCUCCUAGUACUUCUCAGAAAAAUGUGAUUUAUAGAAAUUCCAAGGAUUUGAAUUUUGAUGGGAAUUAUCUUUGCAAAUCAAUGCCAUUGACAAAAAAUCAGUCAGGAUCCACAGAGUUUGGAAAGCUUCCUUUAAAAGAAGAUGAAACAGCUGCAGCUGUACAAGAAACUGGGCCUGAGCCUAAAUUUAGUGUUGUGAUUCUAGUAGACAAAACAGUCUCACAGAAGCAGUGUGAACCACAGCUACUUCUAGAAAAAGAGGAAAGUAAAAAAGAUUUAACACAAGAAUUGGAAUUUAAAGGAUCAUCAGAGGAAAGCCAAGAAAAUUUUGAUAAAAGUGACCAGGAAGAGGAAGAAAUUAUUUUAGAAACAGCCAAUACCUCAGAACAAACGGCAUCUAAGAAACAAUUUAAGCCACUUAGUUUUCCAGUUUUACAUCUGAAAACAUUGUUUCAAGGACCAGAACUCCUUGAAGAAUCCAACAGUGAGGACAUGCAUUUAGAUGCAGACCCAAAUUGGGAAGAAAAAUAUGAAAAAAUGUGGGUUGAAAAGGAGAAAAUGGAAGUCAAAAAGAAUUUUAAAAUCAUUACAACUGAGUUAAAACAGGUAUUUGGUGAAAUUUCUACAAAGAACAAAACUGCCCAUCAGCCUACAGAGGAACUACAAAAUGGUUUAGAAGACAAAUCAAAACCAUUACAGAAAGUAUCCUCAAAUUUGACAAAUAACUCAUGUGAUAAUAUGGGAAAUGAGGAAUCUGGAGGCUCUCUUGAUGUAGGAGUUCAAUCGUUUCCUGAAGAAAGGGAAGACAAUCCAGAAAAUGGCAUUUUUCAGCAUUUAAAUCUCACUUUCGAAGAACAAGUUCAUCAGUCACCUUUUAAUAUAUGCUCAAAAAGUAGCAACCAACUCUGUCAGAAUGAAAAUAAUUCAGAAACUAUAUAUACUUGCAAUGUAAAUGAAGAGGAUAUUACUUAUGAUGUAGAAAAUAUAAAAAUAGCCAGCUCAAGAAUAGUUAUGAAUGAAAUUAAGGAAGAUGGAGCAUUUGGUAUGCAAAUGGAAGGAAGUUUGGACAGAAAUAUCAUAAAUUUGAGAUCAAAUUCAGAACAUUUGCUAGAUCCAAGUGGUCUAGGAAGCCAUUUUGGUGACCAGCUUACUGGAUCUCAUGAUAUGAAACCAAUCAUCCAAGAUAAACUUACCACUACAACAAAAUUUAAUGAGAAAACCAAACUAACAGAAAACUUAUUCCAGAAUCUAGUCGAUAGUGAUAACUCUACAAACGAGCUAAGACACUGGAGACAAUCCCUUCUAUCUAGUGACAAAAUACCAAAAAUGGACCUGGAUAAAGAAUUAAAGCAAGAUAUGCAAAGAUUUAAAAAUGAGUUAGGAAUGUUGAAAGUAGAGUUCCUGGCUUUGGAGAAAGAAAAAAUACAACUACAAAAAGAGGUUGAAAAGGAAAAAAAAAAGCAUCUACACAGUGAAAUGGAAACAUCGGAGGAAAGAAGUGAUGAAAAAUUAACUAGAAAUAAGAUGGUUGACAAGGACAAUCAGCUGGUAUCUAAUGUGAAGGACAGUCAGGAUGGCAAAGAUGAGGAGAAUAAAAUUCUUGGGGAUGAAAUUCCAAAAAUGAGCAUUUCUAAUUCCAAGGAAAGUUCAGCACCUGUGCAUCACCUUUUAGAGGGCAAUGAUUCUGCCAUGAAUCUGAAAUAUGUCAAAAAGCCUCCAAGUGAUAAGUGGAUUUCAGAGGAUCCUGGUAUUACUUCAUCAUGUGAAAAGGUGAAUUCCUUAACUAGUAUCCUACUCCAAGUUCAUGAUGACAGCAGUAUAAGUGAAGAUCAUCAUAAAGGAAGGCCUGGAAAUGAAACAUUGAAUGAAACAAAUAAGGACAAAGGACACAUGGAUGCAGAUGAUCUUGAUGACCUUACUCAGUCUUCAGACACAGCUACACUAGAUGAUGAUUUGCCUCCCUCCAACUAUAAGAGUAUUAUAUUAUUGAUUGAACAACUUAGUAUUGAUUGUAAAGAUUCUAUUAGCCUUUUGAAAAUUCAGGAUGCAGUUCUUACAUAUGAACGAUCAUUAGAACUUAAAAAAGGACGUUGUAUACUACUUGCAGGAAAAGUUAAGAGUUUGGAAAACAAGAUUACUGUUCUACAGGAAGAAUUAUCAGAAACAAGAGAAAUUAAAUCCCAGUUAGAACAUCAAAAAGUUGAAUGGGACAGAGAACUCUGUAGCCUCAGGUUUACACUGAAACAAGAGGAAGAAAAGCGAUUGAAUUCAGAAAUGCUAUUUAAAAAAAUCAGUGAGCAAUUAAGAAGAAAAGAAAAACAAUAUAUUAAAGAAGUGGAGCUAAAACAGCAACUUGAACUCACUCUUCGGUCUCUCCACCUAGAACUUAGAACAGUAAGAAAUAAUUUGAAACAGGUUGAGGAAGAAAGAAAUGAGACUCAAAGACAACUUUCUCAUGAACAGAGUGCCAGAGCUUUGCAAGAUGGAAUUCUAAGUAAUCAUUUUUGGAAGCAGAAGGAAGCUUUGGAAGCAAAUGUUUCUAAAAUGAAUCAGAGUUCUGAGGUUCCUGAUAGUCAUGAAAAAGAUCUGCAAAAAAAUCAUGCCCUCCAGGAUGAAAUUGCCAUGCUCAAACUGGAACUAGAUGCAGUAAAAAUUAAGAAUCAGGAAAAAGAAAAUAGAUAUACUGAAGAAAAUGAAGUUUUAAAAGAAAAGAAUGAUGAGCUUCAAAAGGAAUUAAAAUUGAAUGAAGAAGCUUUAACAAAAACAAUACUCCAGUACAGUGGACAACUUAAUGUUCUGACAACAGAGAAUGCAAUGCUGAACUCUAAACUGAAGAAUGAAAUGCAAAAUAGAGACAGAGUAGAGAUAGAAAUCGAAUCAUACCGUUCCCGCCUGACUUCUGCUAUUCGUGAUCAUGAACGAAGUCAGACAUCAAAACUAGACCUUGAACAUACCUUUCAGCGAGAAAGAGAUGAAUGGCUUCGUUUGCAAGACAAACUAAAUUAUGACUUGUCUAGUCUAAGAGAUAACAAUGGUGUCCUUUCUCAACAGCUUUCUAAAGCUGAAAGUAAAGCUAAUAGUUUAGAAAAUGAGCUGCAUCUUGUACGUGAUUCACUCAGAGAAAAGACAUUGAUUUUAGAAAGCACACAGAGAGAACUAAACCAGGCCCAAUAUCAAGCAAAGGAACUUGAACACACAAAUCAAAUGGAAAAGGAAAAACUGAACAAAUAUGUUGUCAAACAAGAAUCUAUGCAAGAAAGAUUUGCUCAAAUCCAGAGUGAAAAUAUGUUGCUUCGACAACAGCUAGAAGAUGCCCAAAACAAAGGCAUCAUUAAAGAAAAGGUAGUAAGUGACGUCCAGGUACAGUUUAGUGAUCUCUUCAAUAAACUUCGUGCUGAUAGCGAAAAGCAAGUUCUUAUGGUAGAAGAGAGAAAUAAAGAGUUAAUUAAUGAAUGUAACCACUUAAAAGAGCAAAUGUGUAAACAUGAAAAUGAGAAAGCAGAAAGAGAGAUUACAUUAAGACAGCUUCAACAAGAACUUGCUGAUUCCCUAAAAAAACAAUCUAUGUCAGAAGCUUCACUAGAAGUUACAUCACGUUAUCGAAAUGAUUUAGAAGAUAAGAAACAACAACUACAGAAGGAAAUAGACCAAAUCAAAAGCAAACUGCAAGAAUCUGAAGAACGGCACCUACAGUCAAAGCGGUCUACUAAUGAGUUAGAAGAUCAUAUACAAAAGCUGGAAAUUGAAAAUGCCAGGUUAGAAGCUACAGUAAAACAACAAAUGGGCAAAAUUGAACAAAUUCAGGAAAACAUGUUGGAUCCUACUUCACUUGAUAAUGAAAGGGAAAAAUUAAAGAAACUCAUUGAGGUAAAGCAAUCUCUAGAAAAUCGUCUAGAUCAAGAAAUGAAGAGAAAUGGUGAAUUGCAGAAAGACAUCAGUGGAUUUAAGAAAUUAUUAAAAGCCACAAAAAAGAAAUUAAAAGAUUAUGAAAAGGGAAAUCUUGAUUACCAGGGAAGACUGAAGCAUGCAUGUUCUGAAGAGGAUGGACAAAUUAAUAGGUUAAAAAAUAAGAUUGAUGAUCUUACACAACAAUUGGAAGCAGCAUCUUCAAAAUGUAUACAUUUGGAAUCUAUGAAUCGAGGUCUUCAGGAAGAGUUAUUUUCUUUGAAAACUGUUCAAAAGAAAUGUGACAGGCUGGAAAAGAUUAAAAAACAAUUGGAAGAAGAAGUAGCUAAUCUUAAGCACCAUUUAGAAAUUAAUACACUAGAACAUAGUCAAGUAGAACAAUAUAAACGUGAGAUUGAAGAACGAGCAAGGCAAGAGAUUGUAGAAAAACUGAAAGAAGUCAACCUAUUCUUACAGACACAAGCAGCAUCCCAAGAGAACUUAGAACAAUUAAGAGAAAAUAACAAUGCUUCAAUAAGAAACCAAAUGGAGCAUAGAAUUAGAGAUCUAGAAUCUGAACUUUCCAAAAUAAAAAAUUCACAACAAGAUUCUACUAAGGCGGAAUUAGAGAUCUACAGGCAACUCUAUUCUGAAGAAUUAAAAACAAGAAAAUCAUUGUCAAACAAAUUAGAAAGAACAAAUGAGAGACUAGCUGAGGUCAGUGCUGAACUCCUAAAUGAAAAACAAAGAAGUAAAACUUUAAUCACCAGUUUUACUGCAAGUCCAAUUCUGGAACCACCUCAUAUUGGGAAUCUUAAUAAUAGUUUAGUCCUCAAUAGAGGACUCAUUCCAAGAGGAAACUUGGUAUAUUCUACUGGAAAUACAGUGUCUUCAAAAAACAGAGCAGAGGCCUACUUUACAAAGAUGCAGCAAGAAUUGGAAAAAAAUAUAGCUAGGGAGCUUAAUGAAGCUACUGGCGAACUUGAAUCUGGAUCUGGUUGGCCCUCUCCCGUAGGAUCCACUGAUGAGUCUUCAAGAAUGUCAAAUGUGAAUCAGGAUCCAGUUUCCAGAGCAACUCAGGAAUACAUAGAGGUUUUAAAGAAAAAUUACAUGCUUUAAAGGAAGAAAUGAUGUACAUUUAUGAAAUUAUCUAUGUUUACAUAAUAUUUAAUGGCUUUCCAUUAAAUACAUAAAUGUGAAAAAGCCCAAUGUACCAGAAAAUGUAUUGUGUCAUAAGUGUUAAUAUGUACUCUGUGUAUAUAUGUGUAUAGAGAGAGUUGUAUAGUUCUUUAUUAAAAGCUUUAUUUAUUUAUAUUUGUAACACUGCUUCCCACCCCAUCAUCAGUUGUUACUGGUGCUCUACAAACCACUACAUUGACUAUUAUACUUUAGUGAGCUAUUCUUUGAAAGGAUGGGCUUUAUUUUCUAUUUAAUAUCAUUGUUCAUUGACCUAAACAUUUGGUAAAUUUAAGCACACAUUAUUUUGCUAUA
Messenger RNA from Gracilinanus agilis (Agile Gracile Mouse Opossum), 6369 nucleotides. It is a transcript of the gene ANKRD26, whose product is annotated as ankyrin repeat domain 26. The transcript has 28 exons. Bases 322 to 5997 code for a protein of 1891 amino acids. The record is from RefSeq and is a predicted model, not a curated record. NCBI's taxonomy places the organism in Eukaryota, Metazoa, Chordata, Mammalia, Didelphimorphia, Didelphidae.